Messenger RNA from Kuraishia capsulata CBS 1993, 1662 nucleotides. RefSeq lists its product as uncharacterized. The transcript has a single exon. The record is from RefSeq and is a predicted model, not a curated record. The coding region runs from base 1 to 1662 and encodes 553 amino acids. NCBI's taxonomy places the organism in Eukaryota, Fungi, Ascomycota, Pichiomycetes, Pichiales, Pichiaceae.
AUGCUUCACUAUAGCAAUUUCAAAACGGUCAAAAAAGAUCUCGAGAUUCCGGGACUCGGAGAACUCACCGGUCUCGAGUUUGAUAACGGCUCAGAACAGUACUUGGGAAUUCCGUAUGCGACUUUCCCUCGGCGAUUUGCACCUUCAAAGGUGUUGACGGAGUGGACUGAGUUAGAGAAAGGUGUCAAACGCGAUGCCACCAAGUAUGGGCCAGAAGGGGCCCAGCCAUACACUCCCAUGUUCUUCCCAUUCCAGCCCCGUCCAUGGCUUCCAGACGAUGGGUUGGUAGUCCAAAGGACCGACCGCAAAGAGAUGCUUACGCUCAAUGUAACUGUUCCCAAGACCUCCAAAGACCAUUCCAAAUUGCUCCCCGUGAUGGUUUGGAUUCACGGUGGAGCAAACACGAUUGGUGGAUCUGCUACCUGCGAGUUUGAUGGUAUUUCACUAGCCACUCUUUCAGCUGAAAUCAGCAAGCCAACUAUCAUCAUCACGCUCAACUAUCGUCUUGGAUACUAUGGCUUCUUGUAUUCAAACGAUAUUCGCAAUUUCAAUCUCAAAGAAGGGUUCGGCGAUUCAGCCAAUUUUGGGUUCUGGGACCAGGUCAAUGCGCUCCGUUGGGUUCAACAGUACGUUCACGCAUUUGGCGGCGACCCCGAGAAUGUCACAAUCUUUGGCCAAUCUGCCGGUUCUGCGGCUGUAAACAUGCAUUUGUGGCGAGGCGAGAAACUGUUUAAAAGGGCAAUUCUCCAGAGCGGCUCAAUCAGCGUAUGUGGGAUCGAUGAUCUGGAAAGUGCCGAUAAGUUUUAUUUUAGAUUGCUUGACCAGCUUGGAAUUGACCACAAUUUACCAGGAGAUGCCAGAGUCGAACAGCUUUUGAGAAUCGAAAGUUCUGUAAUGGUGGAAGCACAGGAGGCUCUGUUCAAGGACCAAGAGUUCUCGAUAGUGCCCUAUGUCAUCGAUGAGCACCUGUUUCCGAGCUCUGGUAAUCCUCGAAUUCCUGCAGAUUCGGGAUAUCAGAUUCCCGAGUUUGUAGAUUCUUUGAUGAUUGGAGAUACUUAUGAAGAGUUUGGCCCGAGGCCGGAGUAUUUAGAGAAAACACCCGGUCCGGUGCUCUUCGCGCACUUGAAACAAAAAGCUUCACCCGAACUGUUUGAGAUUUUGACAGAACACUAUGAUCUCUAUCCUGAUAUGACAAGGGACGAUUUGAGCACCGUUGGAACAGCUUUGGUAACCGAUAGCACAUUUGCGUUGCCAAACUUUUCACUUGCUUUGUUGAUUUCAAGCGAAUUGCCUAUUUAUUGUUUCCAUUUUGAUCAGAAAUCAGAUUUUGAGCCUACCAAAGGAAUGGCACACCAUUCACUAGACUUUAUCUAUAUCUGGAACAUGUUCAAUGAGGUUUUCCAAGACCCACGGUCAGCCGACCUUUCUCGGAAAAUGGGCACUCGAUUCCUGGAGUUCGCGAAUGGACUAGAACCCUGGUCAAGGUAUGAAGGAAUUGACCCCAAGUAUCAGAUCUUUGGGCCUGAUGGCGCUGACAAGGUGUUGGCCUUGUCAGAAGAUCUUCCCAGAAAGAAACGGUACGAGGCCUGGAAGAAAAUUUGCGCAAAAGGCCUCCAGCGCGAGUUUUAUAGGGUCUGUUGGGAACUUGGGUAUGGCAAAUAG